This is a messenger RNA of Aspergillus sclerotioniger CBS 115572, 1599 nucleotides long. RefSeq lists its product as uncharacterized. Gene Ontology annotation, biological process: proteolysis. The record is from RefSeq and is a predicted model, not a curated record. NCBI's taxonomy places the organism in Eukaryota, Fungi, Ascomycota, Eurotiomycetes, Eurotiales, Aspergillaceae. The transcript is spliced from 3 exons. The coding region runs from base 469 to 1461 and encodes 330 amino acids. Gene Ontology annotation, molecular function: serine-type peptidase activity.
AAAAAAAAAAAAAAAAAAAAAAAAAAACCAAAAACAGGCCGAGGCAUCCGGGCCAUGGCGGUCUGCCAUGGACGAGGCGGAUGUUCUAUGUGGAGGAGAGCAAAAUGGAAAGGAAAGGAGGGGGUGGGUACGGGGAUCUAUGUAGGGAAAAGAGAGGAAAGGGACCAGAUCCGCUCUAUAUUGGGGCACUGACGGUAUAGCCAGGCGGAGGAUGAAUGAAAUGAAGGAUGUCCUGGUCAUGAUAGCUACGUUGUUCACAUAUAGGAUAUGAAUAAUGAGUGAUGAUCUUUACAUUUCUACAUUUCCGUGAUGUUUUGGCACUAGAGACACAUCGGCAGCAGACCACGGGACAAAGCGCGGGGGAGCCACUCGGCAAGUCCCUCCCCCGCCAUCGGAUAUUCCGAGCCCUGCGCCUACUUAUUCCCAGGCUUCGUGGGGGAGUAAACCAACACAAUCAAGCCAGACACCAUGCCCCCCGCCCCCCUUACCGUUCAGUACAAGGAAGCCAAUGGCAGUACCAUCACCACCGACAUCUACCUCCCUCCACUACCGGAAUCUGCCCAUGGCGCAGCCAAGAAAUACCCCGUUUUAAUUAACAUUCACGGCGGGGUCUUCAUGCUAGGCCACUCCCGCAUGGUCUCAAUGCCCCAGAUAGACGACUGUCUGGCCCGCAACUGGAUUGUCGUGGUCCCAAACCAUCGACUUUGCCCGCAGGUGAACAUCCUCGAGGGUCCCAUCACUGACUGUCGGGAUCUGCUCGCCUGGAUAUAUGACGGUCACUUGGAUGCUUUUCUCGCCAGUGAUUCCACGCAGCAUCUCCACGGAACACAAUACCAAGUUGAUAAGGACCGCAUUAUGGCAUUUGGAACGUCGUCAGGGGGAACUUUGGCGUUAUCUUUGGGCUAUGACGUCCCCCGUCCGGUAUCCGCCAUCCUGGACUUCUACGGCGCCGUCCACUUCACCCACCCCUUUUGGACCCAACCCCUCCCCGACGUCGCGCGCACCCUUCCUUCGCUGGACUCCUCGUUCCUCAACAAAGUCUACGACGAGUUUCCCGUCCCCACGGACAGUUCUAUUUCCCUCGAAGGCCAAACAGAAGUCGGCACGGCUAAGGGACCCAAUUUCUCACGGCCACGGGAUGCAUUUGCCCUGACGCAAGUGGCCAAUGGAACGGUUCUUCAAGCCUGCUUUCCUGGCCGCGAUGUGAAGGAGAUUGACCCGGUCGUGCAGGCUGGGGAGGGCUUCCCGCCGACGUUUAUUGUACAUGGGGAUCAGGACACGAAAGUGACGAUCGAGGUAAGUCGGGAGUUAUGGCGGGUGUUACGGGAGAAGGGGGUAGAGUGUGGAAUGGUUGAGGUGCCUGGGGAGGACCAUACGUUUGCGAUGGGGAUGAAGGUUGGGUCGAGGACGUGGGAGUUGCAGCGACAAGGGUUUGACUUUCUGGAGAGGAUGGUGGUGUAGAUUCGGGAGUUGUCCGGUGCGUGUAUAUAUCGGUGGGGACUGGGCCUGUUGUUUGGAUCCAUCUCGCAAUAAUCCACCAUUAGCAAUUGAGUUUGGUGAGAUUCCUCGCCGCAAGGCUGAAGAUAAUAAUAAUAUUAC